Molecule: messenger RNA, 1669 nt
Organism: Dermacentor andersoni
Lineage: Eukaryota; Metazoa; Arthropoda; Arachnida; Ixodida; Ixodidae
Product: sodium-dependent nutrient amino acid transporter 1-like
Biological process (GO): nitrogen compound transport; amino acid import across plasma membrane; sodium ion transmembrane transport
Cellular component (GO): plasma membrane
Molecular function (GO): glycine transmembrane transporter activity; amino acid:sodium symporter activity
Source: RefSeq, a predicted model, not a curated record
GCAGUUGAAUAGGACUGGCCUAGCUGCGCUAAUAAAUGCUGUAGCAUUGAGUGAGGCGACACGGUGUCUGUGCUCACGUUCCAGCGCCUGUCCGUGGUCACGCUCCUGCCCAUCGGGUUGACGAUGACGCUCAUGAUCGAGACGCUGUGGAGAGAGGGCGCCACCUUCGGCAUCUGGUUCAUGCUGGUGCCUCACUGGCGGGAACUGCUACAGAUCACGGUGUGGACCCGCGCCGUGGAACAGGUGCUGUUCACCGUCGGCGUCAGCUACGGUCCGGUGGUCACCUUCGGCAGCUUCUGCCGCCGCUUCGAGAACGUGCACAGGGUGGUGUUCAUGGUGACGUUGCUGACGCUCGCGGCGAGCCUGAUGUAUUCCAUCAUCGUGUUUUCGUCGCUGGGUAGCAUGGCGCUCAGUCUCAACAUCCCCGUCAAGGACGUCGUGCACGGAGGCCAGAGCGUGAUAUUCGUGGCGAUGAGCAAGUACUCGGUGCACUGGAUCUCCUCCAGCCUGUUCUUCCUCCUCGUCCUCAUCGCCGGCACCAGCUCGCAGCUGUCGAUGGUCGACGUGGCGCUGAACCACUGGGCCGACUGCUGCAUGCUGGUGCAGCGGAACCGGCGACACUUCGCGGUCGGCUACUGCGUCGUCGCUUUCCUGAUCGGUCUGCCUUUCGUCACCGAGGCGGGCCUGUACCUGGUGCAGCUGGUGGACAGCCAAGUGGUCGGCUUCCUGCUCAGCUACGUGGCCUUCUUCGAGCUGCUCGCAGUCAUGUGGAUAUACGGCCUGGAGCACUUGAAGCUGGACGUGAUGCUGAUGCACGGCGAGCUGUCGGCGGUUAAGCUGGAGUGCGCCUGGUGCGUCGUCGUCCCCGCCGCUUUGGCCGUGAGCCUGGUGACGAGCCUGCUCUCCGGCUGCAGCUCCCUGCGACUGGGUCCCAUCCAGUUCCCGGUGCACGUCUGCUACGUCGGCUGGAGCCUCGUCAUCGUCGGCGCCCUGCAGGUGCCGCUGUGGGCGGUGCUGGAGGCCAUCCGGAACCAGGCCAAACUGGAGCAGUGUCUCGUUCCCGCGUCAACCAUCGAGCUGGGCCUGGCGGCCAUGUCGAGCUCGGAGCCGACGCAGUCGCCCACAGCGCACCGCCGCUUCUGACUCUCGCCGCAGCUGUCAAACGGCUGCGCAGACUGGACCGGACCGCCGACCUUCGGGUUACAUUUCGUUAUAUACUGAUGAUGGCGCACUAAAAGAGGUUGCGCGAGGAACGCGCUUUUUGUGGUGGAUGGUCUCUGAGGGAAGUAUAUCUGCACCAGAAAUUCAUGUGCUAUAUGAUCGAUUCGCUGACAUUGGUCGAAGAGAUCUCGGGUACCACGAGAAACGCCGUAUAUAUAUAUAUAGUGGUGAUCUUCUGAUUAUAUUGACUGCAGUUGGUGGCACUUUGCGCAAAUACAAGACACUGUACGCGAGCCUCUCUGCAUUUCUACUCCAUCGGGAAUGCGACCGCCGUAGCACGAAUUCGAACCCGCGACCUCGUGCACAGCAGGAGACACCAAUGAGUCACUGCGGCGCUUCAAAGAACGCUUUUGCGGACAAAGGCUUCAGUGUGAGAUGUUUGCAACCAAAAUUUAUAUGCGCCGAUUGAUUGAUUGAUUGAUUGAUUGAUUGAUUGAUUGAUUGAUUG